AUGCGCAAGGAUAAAAGCAACUGUGCCACUGACGCUUUCACUCUCUUCGCCGAAGAUCCGACGAAGAAGCAAGCUGCAGCCAUCAAGAAGAAGAUUAAGCAGCUCGCCCGCCAACAAAUGAUAACACCAGACGACGCCAAGGGGAUGAUCCUCGAUGAUUACCGCAUCGGACGUGCAUAUGGUCUCCCAAAACGGCACAAACCAGAUGUCCCACUACGGAUCAUAGUACCAUUCAUCGAGUCACCCACUUACAAUAUGGCAAAGUGGUUGUGCAGGGAUUUGAAACACCUAACCCAUGGAUCAGAGUACAGCAUCAACAACUCACAGUUAUCCUUUCCUAGGAUGCAUGACCGCAGACCCAAAAUUUGGCUCCGUUAUGUAGAUGACACGUUUGUCACAAUAAAUAACAACGAUGCCAAAAUGGUACACCAGAGACUAAAUGAGGUCUUCCGAGCCAUACAGUCUACUCAUGUAGGCGCAGUAGGAGACUCGCUGCCUUUUCUCGAUGUUAGAAUACAGAAACUGAGUGAUGGCAGUCUAGCCAAAAACGUCUAUAGGAAAGGAUCAAAUGCGGAUAUUAUCCUAAAUUAUGGCAACAACGACCUCGCAGUUCCGAAAAGAAGUUGCGUCCAAACUCUGUUCCACCGCACUUAUCGCAAUUGCAACGGCGAUGAUCUCUUCAAUGAUGAACUCGCUUACCUUUAUCAGUUGUUUCAAUCUGAUGGAUAUUCGAUGAGUUUCGUCAAGAACUGCCUCAGCGUCAAGCACAACUGA
Dibothriocephalus latus is the source of this 774-nucleotide messenger RNA. The record is from the annotation of a GenBank genome assembly. Lineage: Eukaryota; Metazoa; Platyhelminthes; Cestoda; Diphyllobothriidea; Diphyllobothriidae.